UCAAGGGAGAAAUUCAAGAGAAUACAUUUUGGUCGUUAAGCAUUGAUGAGUAUUAUAGACUACCCCACUUUUUGCAUCGUCUGUAGGUGUUUUAAAUUUUGUGUGAUCAAUGAGGAAUCUUCAGUGUAUGUUGAUCUUUCCUCUGAUCGAAGUGACGAGAAAAGGGGUACAAUCAUGGAGAAGUUGCUCAAGUUUUUAGUGAUAAGUGUUUCAGUGUUAAAUUUUUGCCUGAGGGAAAUUUACUGUAAACCAAGAGAGGAUUUAGCCAGAAGUAUUAUCAGUGGACAGAGAGGCAUUGAGGAAGGAAUAAAUAUUGAUGAUAAUAAUUUAUUCGCUUCCCCUGCGUCUAAGUUCAUCCCUGCUGUAGAUGAUGAAGAUAACUUUUCAGAUUAUCCUUCGUCCUAUUAUGGGAAUCCCUCUAAUAAGUUUCUUGGAUUGUCGCCUGGAGGGCACUUUCCUGGUGUUGCACAGGGCUUGGGCUUAGCAGCCUACGGUCUGAGUUUGUGGAAAAUUAAGCUAAUGCUUCUGUCAGUUGGAAAGAUCCUCCUGAAGCUCUUCUUUGUCAAACUGAUCAUUAAGUUUAUUGUUGUGGUGUUCAUCUUAAUCUUCAAUCCAUCAAUGUUCUCAAUUUUCUCACCAGACGAAUUUAAAAGAGACGAUGCAAUCUUCCGGAAGUUCAACUAUGAAAAAUCGAGGAAUGAGAGGAUAAAUAACCUCGCAUCUUUCGUUUUAUCAUCAAUUGACACCUUCCAACGUGCCACAAAUUGCAAGAACGUAGAUGAAGAGUUUCAGUGUCGCCUUCUGCGAAUGUUCAACAUGAUCAACAACAAGUAUCCCUUCACGAAACUGCUAAAAAUGUACCGCAUGAAACUGGAUGCAGAAGACAAAGUUCAAGGAAAAUCAUCAUGA
Molecule: messenger RNA, 909 nt
Organism: Phlebotomus papatasi
Lineage: Eukaryota; Metazoa; Arthropoda; Insecta; Diptera; Psychodidae
Exons: 2
Coding region: 46-909 (287 amino acids)
Source: RefSeq, a predicted model, not a curated record